Molecule: messenger RNA, 2104 nt
Organism: Magallana angulata
Lineage: Eukaryota; Metazoa; Mollusca; Bivalvia; Ostreida; Ostreidae
Exons: 2
Coding region: 789-1985 (398 amino acids)
Source: RefSeq, a predicted model, not a curated record
AUAUCUGUAAAUUCAAUAAUUAAGAUGUUGGUCAACACCUAACACAUCAAAAAUUGCAAUCAAUAUCCCCAGGGGUGUUAAAUUUUAUUAGAUACCAGAAAGUGUUAAAUAAAUUAACACAAAAUAACUGACUAAAUGGGCAUUUAGUGCACUUCAUUAAACAUAUAAUUAUGGCUUUAUUUUGUAUAUAUAUGGAUGAAAUAUGUUGCAACGUAAACAUUCUUUGAUAAGUAAUCAAACAGACUAACAUUCAUCUCAAGUAAAAUCUACGAGCAUGGAGAGUACAAUACUUUUUGAUGGUAGGAUAUUUUUUUCUUGUUUACUUAGUUCCAUUUCUUCCUACUACGCUUUUAACAAUUUUCAAAAAAUAAGUGUACAAAUACUCAACUCGUUAAGUAACGGUACAUUUAUACGCAGUGUAUAUACAAGCGGACGAACCUAGCAUGCAUGUGUGUUUAUUAAUAGUUCAUCAUUAGGAUGUCAGAUUUUAAUUAAGAGACACGCGUUCUAUUUGGUAAAAUUAUAUUUAUAUAAAUUGAGUACUCUGUCGUCAAUUAAUGGAAAAAUAUAAAAACUUAUUUUACCAUCACUUAAACAUCAAAAUAAAAUUAACGACUUACAAUUCAUGACGAUAUAUAUACAGAAUAGUAAAGAAAUUUGUAAUUCAAGUUUAACGAAAUCAAGGUAAAUGGUUUUAUUUCAUAGUGUCUGCAAUCCACGGUAAAACAUAAUUCUAGAUCACUUCCAUAGCUAACCACCCCUUGUGUUUAUUUUUAGAUAGCAGAGAGAUGACUGAGCUGUACAAGUCUUGUCUAGAACCAAGGGAACAGUUCCAUGUCCUCAAAGCUGACUUGCUGAAGUUAAAACGAGAUGAAAUGGAAUUUCAAAACGAAUAUGAAAAUAUCGAGAGGAGGUUUCUGUCAAUGAUUGAACACUGUGGGAUCAACAAAGACGACUACCCUAUUCCGACCCCAGCCCGGGGAAUCGUAGGGACACCCUCUUUCUUCUUCUCUACCCCUGGGUCACUCACAAGAGUAACUGGAAUAUCAAAUCUGGCCGAGGAAGACACAUUCAGCUACAGUAAUCAGAAUGGAAACGAUCGAAGUCUUUGUGACGAUUCAAUGGUCACUGUUCUGGCAGAGGAUACCAACGAUACUACCUUCUUCUCCGAGCCCGAGGAGGAGAUGAAAGAGAAAUCCUGGGAUCAUGGGGACGCCGAGACAAGCCAGUGCGUUCCGUCCAUCGACUUUGGGGGAGAAAAAAUUUACAGAGUUGUUGAGGGCUGUGAAAGUGGACCAAGAAACGACCCUCCUCCAAAGACAUCAAGGAAAAGUUUUCAUCCUAGAGGAUCGUCUACCAUGAUAAAUCACGUGACUCCCGAAAAACCAAUUAAAACAUCGAAGUUGUUGCGGAAGAAAAACAGUCACCCACGUGCUUGUUCCACUUUUAUCGGAAAAGACGCCAUGGUUGAGGAAACAAAAGAUGCUGACUGCAACAGUUUUUGGUCGUCAGACGAGAGCUCUAGCACUUUAUGUGUUGGUGACAGUUUGAUGGAAAAGAGUGAGUCCUUAUUUCCUCAAACCAUUUAUGACAACAGAGCGAGAAUACCUCGCACAAGUACCAGAAUUCACCUCAAUAACCAAAUAGUUCCUGACAUUAAUAUAUCAGCUAUCUCUAGAAACAUCACCGACUCCCUCUCUCAACAAUUGACAAAGAAGAGACACAGCAGACGCCAUCUUGCUAUGCGGGAUUCCGGUGUCUCCAGCUGCUCAACUCUUGGUUCAAUGGGCGAUAACUCGGUCUUUGAAAAACCUCAAGAGGAACCACCAAAGAAAAACGUAGUAAAAAAGACUGGAUUGCUUAGAAGACAGACAUGCAAAUCGAAAUUGCUGGAUAAGAAAGCUCUCGCAAAGAAAAUUCAGCGUUUUAACAACAGUUUGAAGAGCCAGGAAUUCAGAGAUGCCCAUACUCUGUUGGUGAUUUGACUUAGGGUCUAUCUGGACGCAGAUAUAAUUAUGAUAUAGUGCUACUAUUGUGAAUACCUGUAAAUAAUAUUUUAUUUAUUGAGUCUGUAAAGAAGUGCUAUGCUCUUAAAAAUAAACAA